AUGGCCCCCGAUCUCAGUGGCCUGGAUUCCACUCCCCGUCGACCCCGCGCCGCUACCUCGGUGCUACCAGCCAUGGUGACACCCUCCUAUGCGGCUCCUACCCAGCACUCAGGGAGCCCACCGCUAGGAUCAAGUGAGUAUGGUAUAACUAGUACAGCUCAAGGGCCACUGCGGCAUCCCAAACCCCUCACCCCAUCGGAUCUCCAUAUGGCCUUGGAGAAGGAGCAGGAGGCGAUGGUGAAUCGGUUGACCCGCGAACUUUCCCUCCUCCGUCAACAAACCGCAUCCACAGCAUCGACAGCUUCCUCCACCUCCAAUUUCAAUGAUUCUACGGAUGGGCUCUACACAUCCCCGAAUCUGGGAAGCUCGACUCGCUCGCAGUCUUCCCGUCGACAUCGAUCCUCAUCCAGUCUCAGCGCCCACACCCCGUCAGCCCCAGUUCCUCAAACUGCAAGCGUGACGGGGAUUGCUCCCUCUCGCGAAGCGCCAACUCGCCCGGUUCGCAGUCGUGAGGCAUCUCUGACAUCUCGCCGGCCCUCAGUCGGAUCCUUAUCGUCUUAUUCGCAAUACCCCCACGGUGAAACCUACGGUAGCAGUCCUACCAUUUAUCCUCACCGGAACUCGGUGUCGCAAACCCACCUUGGUCACUCCGGUACACCCAUGUCACGAAGCGAGGAAGUUGCAUUCCACAAAUCAGAGUUUGAUAUCGUCAGACGAGAGAAUGACAUGCUUCGGAGACGGGUGCGGGAGCUGGAGAGUACGUUAAAAACCCUGAAGGAGGGACAUUCUGAGGGACCGACAGGAACGGACUUGGAGAUUUAG
This is a messenger RNA of Penicillium waksmanii, 822 nucleotides long. RefSeq lists its product as uncharacterized. NCBI's taxonomy places the organism in Eukaryota, Fungi, Ascomycota, Eurotiomycetes, Eurotiales, Aspergillaceae. The transcript has 3 exons. The coding region runs from base 1 to 822 and encodes 273 amino acids. The record is from RefSeq and is a predicted model, not a curated record.